GGGCAUUGUGGUCAUUUAGGCGCCGGAAAAACGAUGUACAUGCCUGUAUUACUCUGUAUCUAUCGAUUUCAGUUAGAGAGGGAAAACUAGAUUUUGUUACUAUAAAUUGACACCAGUAUGAAGAAGGCGGAAAACACCAUUUUCAUUUUUCCGAUCUGCAGCAGUUACACAUUCAUCCAGAGUGCUUCUGCACCACUUCAAUUAAACACACACACACACACACACACACACACACACACACACACACACACACACACACACACACACACACACACACACACACACGCACAUUCGGUGUGAUUUUAGUUCACCGGUGAUCGAUAUGGCUUCUUCGCCUUCUGUGGAAUUAUCCAACGGCAUCAACGGACUGAGUUCUGUCAUUCUCCAUCAACUAGCUAACGGCUUCACAUACUCCGCCGAGAUUCUUCUCUACGGAGGUCAAGUAAUUUCAUGGAUGAAUCAACGUGGAGAAGAGCUGCUUUAUCAGAGUGAGAGGGCCGUUUUCGAACCUCCGCAUCCGGUUCGUGGAGGCAUCCCAAUUUGCUUCCCGAGGUUUUUCGGCUUCGGAGACGUGGAGGAUCAUGGAUUUGCUAGAACCAGAAUGUGGAGACUCGAGAAUUUGAUAGACGAUAUGGAUUUCCCCCCUCCCGGCCCCGAUAAAGCAUUUGCUGAUUUCAUCCUCGAUAAUAUGCCCGACGACUUCCCACACUGGCCUUAUAACCAUAGAUUCGAGCUCCGUUUACGUGUUAUCCUGGCACCCUGCGGAGAUCUGACUAUGAUAUCUCGUGUCAAAAACGUCAACACUAACGGGGAACCUUUCUCAUUCAAAUUCGUCUAUCACACCUACUUCGCUGUCUCGAAUAUCCGUGCAACUCAGGUUGAAGGAUUGGAGGGGGUGGGUUAUGUGGACUGUCUGGAGAUGCACGAGCGAUUUGUUCAAGACGAUGAUCCAAUCACUUUCGUAAAUGAACUCGACAGGAUAUAUCUGAACACUCCUGACGAGGUCACUGUUAGGGACCGUCAGUAUAGACGAACUUAUACCAUUACUAAAAAUGCUGGUCUUCCUGAUAUUGUUGUGUAUAAUCCAUGGGAUUCAAGAAAUUUAGCUGAUUUAGGAAAUUAUGAGUAUACGUGGAUGGUUUGUGUUGAGGCAGCUGCUGUGGAUAAAGAAAUUACGUUGAAUCCCGAUGAAGAGUGGACCGGGAUGCAGCGCCUUUCUUUCAUGGAAUUCUGAUUCAUUUGAUGAUCAAAUAUUAACUGCAGUUUGUUACUUGCUAAUUCUGUUUCCCCCUAUGCAUACAUGUAAUAUUUUGUUCAUAUAGACAAAUAUGGU
Messenger RNA from Erythranthe guttata (spotted monkey flower), 1333 nucleotides. Its product is annotated as putative glucose-6-phosphate 1-epimerase. Gene Ontology annotation, cellular component: cytoplasm. The record is from RefSeq and is a predicted model, not a curated record. Lineage: Eukaryota; Viridiplantae; Streptophyta; Magnoliopsida; Lamiales; Phrymaceae. Gene Ontology annotation, biological process: carbohydrate metabolic process. Gene Ontology annotation, molecular function: carbohydrate binding; glucose-6-phosphate 1-epimerase activity.